This is a messenger RNA of Heteronotia binoei (common prickly gecko), 3233 nucleotides long. RefSeq names its product heterogeneous nuclear ribonucleoprotein H1 (gene HNRNPH1). The coding region runs from base 1161 to 2606 and encodes 481 amino acids. Gene Ontology annotation, molecular function: RNA binding. The record is from RefSeq and is a predicted model, not a curated record. Lineage: Eukaryota; Metazoa; Chordata; Lepidosauria; Squamata; Gekkonidae. The transcript has 13 exons. Gene Ontology annotation, cellular component: ribonucleoprotein complex; nucleoplasm. Gene Ontology annotation, biological process: regulation of RNA splicing.
GAUUCAGUGCGAAUCCGCCAUUUGUAAACAGCGCCCCCCCCCACCCCAUCGGGUGCUGCUUGUCUGGCUAGGAGAGUGGGUCGGGCCUUGUUUCAGGAAGUGCUACAUUGAUAGAGCGGGAAUUUAACUCCAUGCUGCGCAGUUGAGCACUAGCAUGCUGCGUGUAUUCGAGUUGCUAAUUUAAAAGGAAGCUGCAGUGAAAUCAUUUGGGACGUAGCUCUUGACGUAAGGAAGGAAUUCGUAGAGGACUCCGUGUCCUUACUCUUCGGAGUUAUGAAAAUGUAUCGUGCAGUAAAUCGAUCCAAAUAUGCUGGAAAACAGUUGAUAACUGCUUCUCGUGGUUUUCUAGUUGCCUUCUAAGGGCACUUUGGCAGUUGUUCGAAACGAUCGAGUAUGAAAGCUCAGUAAUGUAAUUUUGAAUGCUGCUUAAUCUGUGAUUUGAGUUUUUGAUAAAACGCGAGCUGUAUUCUAAAUGUUUGGGCUUGAGCGUUGAGUCAGCACAAAUUGAAUGCACGGACUGAAGAUCAGGGCUUUGUUCUCGGACGCAUGCGCAAGACACGAGUGGUAUUCUUUCGCGGGAAGUAGAGUAGAUUGUGGAACUGGGGAGGGGCAGGAUUGGAAUGAACUUGCCCGGUUUUAUGCAUAGUCGUUAUAUUUGGUUCCGUGCGUAUUAUUCUCGUUGUAGGCGCAUAACUGAUGAAGUCUUAGAAUCGCGAGAGGUGGUUGUUGUUAAAGAGCAUGCGUGGAUAGCCCUGGAAAAAAAGGGGGGGGGUUGAACUCGGUAAGACGCGUGCGCUGUAUGGUUUAAGUACGCGCAUGCCCUUUCUGCUUUAUUCUCGGCCACGCCGCGCCAGACUUUAGAAACAGGUGAGCUGGGUGGGUGUUCUCUCAGUUUAGCGGCCGGUAAAUAUAGUCUUUUCUGAAGCAUCUGCGUUGAUCAGGCGUCCUACUCCAUAGCCGACUCGUUUCUGAGUUGCCAGCGGUGGCUGAGGCCUAUUCUUUGUGAGGCGGAGGCGGCGCCAGAGAUCGGCCGAGCGGAAGCGCAAACAACCGCUCGGCGCCAUUUCCUAACGCUCACCGCCGAUCGGCUUUCUGAGUUAGAGAGGUGAAGAAACCCUUAAAACCGCCUACGCUACGCCGGAGGAGAAUAUCCGUUUGCGAUGUCAACAGAAGGCGAAACUGAGACUACGCUCACUUCCAGUAUGAUGCUAAACACCGAAGGCGGAGAGGGUUAUGUCGUGAAAGUGCGUGGGCUGCCCUGGUCCUGCUCUGCGGAUGAGGUACAGAGAUUUUUUUCGGAAUGCAAAAUACUAAAUGGAUCUUCAGGGGUCCGUUUUAUCUACACAAGGGAAGGAAGACCAAGUGGAGAAGCAUUUGUUGAACUGGAAACCGAAGAAGAUGUGAAGCUAGCACUGAAAAAAGACAGAGAAACAAUGGGACACAGAUAUGUUGAAGUCUUCAAGUCAAACAACGUUGAAAUGGAUUGGGUUCUGAAGCAUACUGGUCCUAACAGCCCUGAUACUGCUAAUGAUGGUUUUGUACGGCUUAGAGGACUUCCAUUUGGUUGUAGCAAGGAAGAAAUUGUUCAAUUCUUCUCAGGGUUGGAAAUCGUGCCAAAUGGGAUAACAUUGCCGGUGGACUUCCAGGGGAGGAGUACGGGGGAGGCCUUCGUGCAGUUUGCUUCACAGGAAAUAGCUGAAAAGGCUCUAAAGAAACACAAGGAAAGAAUAGGGCACAGGUACAUUGAAAUCUUCAAGAGCAGCAGAGCAGAAGUGCGUACUCAUUAUGAUCCUCCCCGCAAACUAAUGGCCAUGCAGAGGCCAGGUCCUUAUGACCGGCCAGGCGUGGGAAGAGGCUAUAAUAGCCUUGGCCGAGGAAGUGGAUUUGAAAGAAUGAGGCGUGGUGCUUAUGGUGGAGGCUAUGGUGGCUAUGAUGACUACAAUGGGUAUAAUGAUGGCUAUGGCUUUGGAUCUGAUAGAUUUGGAAGAGAAUGGACUCUUCUCUCCACAGGAAUGUCAGACCAUAGGUAUGGCGAUGGAUCCUCCACUUUUCAAAGCACAACUGGUCACUGUGUACAUAUGAGAGGAUUACCAUACAGAGCUACAGAGAAUGACAUUUACAAUUUCUUUUCACCUUUGAAUCCUGUAAGAGUCCACAUUGAAAUUGGACCUGAUGGUCGAGUAACAGGGGAGGCAGAUGUUGAGUUUGCUACUCAUGAGGAUGCUGUUGCUGCAAUGUCUAAAGACAAAGCAAAUAUGCAACACAGAUAUGUAGAACUCUUCUUGAAUUCUACAGCUGGAGGAAGUGGUGGUGCAUAUGGCAGUCAGAUGAUGGGAGCAAUGGUCAAGGAGACAGAAGGUGUAGUUCAGGACUGGAACACUAACACGCUGGCAGGAAGCCAAUCCAGUUACGGUGGUCCAGCUAACCAACAGUUGAGUGGAGGUUAUGGAGGAGGCUACGGUGGUCAAAGCAGCAUGAGCGGAUAUGGUAACCAGAGUGCAAUGAACAGCAGCUACUAUAGUAGCGGCAAUCGGGCAUCCAUGGGAGUGAACGGCAUGGCUGGAAUGUCUAACAUGUCCAAUAUGAGUGGUGGUUGGGGAAUGUAAACCGGCCAUCUGACUUUUUGACAACUUUUUUUAAAAAACAAAAAACUAAGUUUAACAGUUUUGCAAUACAAGCUUGUGAUUUAUGCUUUACUUGUAAGUGAAUCAGGAUCAUUUUAAAACAUUCAGGUUCAGUAUUUUUUUGAAUCUACUGAAACAUUCAUCUAGAGUGUAACAGUCAAGUAAAGAAUUUCCUGUUAAACAAUUUUCAGAUUUUUUCCAGUUUUUGUUGUAGGAGUGUAUUUGAGCAGUAAGCAUAUUUAGGUUAAAACUAUUUCAAUUAUGUUAAGUGUUGCUCUUAUACCAUAUAACACCAAACUGUUUUCAGUGCAUGUUCAGGAACAUGCUUUUUGUACAAACAAGAUAUAGGAGCUGUGUUGGCAACUCUCAAAAGUGAACAUUUGGCAUGUUAGUUCUAGUUUUUUCUUUUAAUAUCUUGUAAGGCAUGUUUAAGCUUUUUAAGUUAAUGGGGAAAUGAGACGCAAUACAGCUACCUUUAGGAUUUUGGUCUUGGUGUUCGUACGAAAUCUGAGGCCUUGAUUUAAUCUUUCAUUGUAUUGUGAUUUACUUUUUGGUGUAUUUGCGCUAAGUGAAACUUGUUGAAAUAAAACAUCCUUUUUAAAACUGGAA